Dendroctonus ponderosae (mountain pine beetle) is the source of this 1135-nucleotide messenger RNA. It is a transcript of the gene tex, whose product is annotated as THO complex subunit 3. Gene Ontology annotation, molecular function: protein binding. Gene Ontology annotation, biological process: mRNA export from nucleus. Bases 135 to 1097 code for a protein of 320 amino acids. NCBI's taxonomy places the organism in Eukaryota, Metazoa, Arthropoda, Insecta, Coleoptera, Curculionidae. The transcript has 6 exons. Gene Ontology annotation, cellular component: THO complex part of transcription export complex. The record is from RefSeq and is a predicted model, not a curated record.
UUCUCAGAAGACGAAAUUAGGUUAAUUUUAAAAGCCGCUAGCAAUUGAGGUUAGCAUCCAUAACAUUGGCACUCAGAGUAAAUAGUAAAUAAUAUUUACUCUGAGCUGUUUUUUCGGUGGACAAAAACAGAAAAAUGAACACUGAAAAGAUCGAGGAGUUUCAGCGCUACUUCAAAUGCCACAGCAAAUCCAAAGAAUACAUGGGGCACAGCUCCAAAGUGCAUUCGGUGGGCUGGAGCUGUGAUGGUAAGCGGCUGGCGUCGGGCUCUUUCGAUAAAUGCGUGUGCAUUUACACUCUCGACCGCGACCGACUGAACAAGGAGAUCACAUUCAAGGGACAUGGGGGUUCAGUGGAUCAGUUGUGCUGGCACCAGACUAAUCCAGACCUGCUAAGCACAGCCAGUGGCGAUAAAUCAGUCAGAAUUUGGGACACCCGUGUUCAGAAAUGUGUGGCCACCAUCAACACCAAGGGGGAAAACAUUAAUAUUACCUGGUCACCUAAUGGUAACGCGAUUGCAGUUGGCAACAAAGAAGACUUGGUCACUUUCAUCGACGCCAGGACGCACAAGAUCGAGGCAGAGGAACAGUUCCAUUUUGAGGUGAACGAGAUUAGCUGGAAUAAUACCAGCGACCUAUUUUUUCUGACGAAUGGUCAGGGUUGCAUACACAUUUUGAGUUAUCCCGACUUGAAGAGGCAGCAUAUCCUGAAAGCGCACCCAGGCACGUGUAUUUGCAUUGAAUUUGACCCAACGGGGAAGUAUUUUGCCACUGGAAGCGCUGACGCCCUCGUUUCUCUAUGGGAUAUCAAUGAGCUGGCUUGCAAAAGGGUUUUUACCAGAAUGGAUUGGCCAGUGAGAACCAUCUCAUUCAGUUACGACGGCCAGUUGCUGGCCUCAGCUUCAGAGGAUUUGCUGAUUGAUAUCGGUUUUGUAGAGACAGGGGACAAAAUCGCCGAUAUCAGCGUGGAAGCAGCCACAUUUACCGUCGCUUGGCAUCCCUCUCAGUAUUUACUUGCGUAUGCUUGCGACGACAAAGACACUUAUGAUAGGAAACGAGACGCGGGGAGUCUCAAAGUAUGGGGAUUUCCUUCAGACUAACUUGAUUUUUCUACUUCAAUAAACAGUUAAGGAAAUUA